ACACAGCAUCCGAUCAACCAUCUCUCGACGAGUCGAACAAAAAAACCAAGUCAGCGAUCCAAAAUGUACAAGGUUAUCGCCGUCGUUGCCUGUUUGGCUGCCGUAGCCGUCGCCCUGCCAUACAAACCGGUAGCCCAGCAGCCGGAGCAUUACAGUGAACCGAAGGACGGGCCAGCGCAGUACAAGUUCGAGUACGGUGUUAAGGAUGAUCACACCGGUGACCACAAGGUACAGUGGGAACAACGGGACGGAGACGUCGUCAAGGGUUCGUACAGUUUGGAUGAACCCGACGGUGGCCACCGUAUUGUCGAGUACCACACCGAUGCCCACGGUGGAAUCCAGAUCCAGGUGAAGAAAGUCGGGGGACAUGCUCCAGCUCCGGUUGCUCACCAUGAACCCAUCCCGGUGGCACCGGUUCCCAUUAAGAUCAAGAAACAUCGGUAUUAGGAGCAGUUAAUGGU
Malaya genurostris is the source of this 461-nucleotide messenger RNA. RefSeq names its product cuticle protein 19-like. The record is from RefSeq and is a predicted model, not a curated record. Gene Ontology annotation, cellular component: extracellular matrix. NCBI's taxonomy places the organism in Eukaryota, Metazoa, Arthropoda, Insecta, Diptera, Culicidae. The transcript has 2 exons. Bases 64 to 447 code for a protein of 127 amino acids.